Molecule: messenger RNA, 1710 nt
Organism: Scatophagus argus
Lineage: Eukaryota; Metazoa; Chordata; Actinopteri; Scatophagidae
Gene: dctn3
Product: dynactin 3 (p22)
Exons: 7
Coding region: 77-640 (187 amino acids)
Biological process (GO): cytoskeleton-dependent cytokinesis
Cellular component (GO): dynactin complex
Source: RefSeq, a predicted model, not a curated record
GCAUGCGACGUCGCUUGUAAAGUACGCAGUGUACGAGGCUGUCUGGGUGCAGUUGUGUCCAUUAGUGGCCUCAAAAAUGGAUAAUAAGUUGGAGAUGGAUAACCUGGAAAUGCGUCUUCAGGCGCUGGAAGGUCGUAUCUUUGGCGAGAGACGAAACAAAGGUGGAAAACCGGUCAAGUGUGCUGAUUCUUUAGCCAGGAUUCAGACAGGUCUGACCAACACAGCCAACAAGAGAGAACGAGUAAAGAUCCUGCACAAGAAGAUUGAGGACCUGCUGAAGUACCUUGACCCCCAGUUCACAGACCACAUCACUGUACCUGAUGCCAUGAAGCUGGAGUUCAUUCUCGCUGAGGAGGACUUCCUGUUUUCCCAAGCUGCUUUGCUGGAGCAGGUCAGCACCUUGCAGCCACUGCUGGACAGCACCUACAUCAGAGACGUACCAGAGCACGCCACCAAGCUGCAGCGUCUGUCUCAGAUUCACAUCAAAGAGCAGGAUCAAACUGAGGCUCAGUCCCAGGAAGUGAAGAAGCUUUUUGAGGAAUACAACAAAAUGAUGUUCCUGCUGUCCAAGCAGUUCACCCAGUGGGACGAGACCCUGAGAAAGCUGGAGGAGGCGAAGGGCAUUCGACCUGUGGAGUAGCUGCUGAUGAAGACAGCGAUGAUGAAGAAGACUGCACUGUGGCAGGAGCUUUAAAUCAGAUCGAGUGUUCCAUAUGUAGCUUGUUUUUCCUCAAGAAGUCUUUCAUUGCUAAUCAGUUUGUCAGCAGAAUUUAGUCCAAUCAGGCAUUGAUACCCUCAGAGUGCUGCAGGAACGAGUUCCAAAACGUGUCCCAAAGUUGAUGGGUUUUGGUUAGAUGCCUGAAAUCAAGUCUGUGGUUAGGACAAGCUUAAAAAAAUUUCACAUUUUGUUCUACGACAUUUUGAAGCUUUUCAAUGUCUUAAAAAAAAUCACUUGAUAACAAGUGGUUAAAUGACAUUACAAAAGUAACUCAUAUACUCAUCAGUCCACCUUUACAGCCUCUCAAGCAAGUUAUUCUAACUCUAUUCUAACUUUCCAACUUGUAGACUUGUCAGUAUAAAAUGUUUAGUAUUGUCUGGUGUAAUAGGAAGGUUAGCGGUGAUGACGCUGAAGUCAUUUGACUGUGGUGCAAGUCGUUUAUAGUCUAACUUGUGCUUUUUACCUUUUACCUUUGGUGAGCAUUUACGCCUCAAAAAUCGCAAAAGUGUUCAAGGUUAUCUUGAUGAACAAAACAUGCAAGUAUCAUAAACUUUUGUUUGCCACAGAGCUUAUUUUCUGCAUUCAUCCAAAAUCCAGUGGAGGAGUACCAUUGGAUUGGACUGGUGUACCAGUAACACUGUCCCAAACACAGCACAAACCCAGUCAGAAAGUCAAACUGGACUACAGGAAUACAGGAAAUGUAAAUGAACUCUGUGUCAUGUGGUUCUUCGUCAGUGGUCUGAGAUGCUGCUUUUAUUUAUUUUCAGACAAUAGAGCUGUUUAUUCACUCAGAGCGUAACACAUUCCAACAUCUGUGCUGAAAGACCGUCACAAGACUUUCUUUCCUGCCCUCUUCACACACACUCACAUCCUCUUUAGUUGGCUUUGUUAUUCUUUCCAUUGUCCUGGUUUUGAACUGUUAUAUAUGUCUAAUGUAUUAUACAGCAUGACUGCGCUUCAUACAAUAAAUAUGAUUACACUUUUCUUUGAUA